AUGAUAUCGAGCACCACUGGUCCCGAUAGCGAUCUGGAGAGGGUUCGCGGAUCCGGCGAUAGUGUAGAGGAGGCUCAUCGCGAGGCGAUGAUGGAUACCGAGAACAUGACCCGAGAGCAGCGUAUGCUCGUCUCGGUAGCGAUGGUUCAAUCUCGCGCAGACGAUGACGGAGGCGAUGGCUCUCCCGACGACGGGAUGACUCCCUACUGCUUCUACCCGGGAAAUAUUUUCGAGGAGCAGCGCCGACUCGAUCCGUCGCGAGCUCGUCCCCCUGUAGUUGAAGGGCAAGACUGGAGGAACGUUUUACCGACGCGAUCCACAUUCGAGUCGGUGACGAAGCUGCUGAAGAGAGGCAAGGCGACCGGGGUUACAUUCAUAAUCCCGUCAGAGACCCAAAGGCCGUGGUCCCCCCCGAAGGGAUAUCAGUGCGUAUACGAGUCGUACUUCGAAAAGGACACGAAACUAUGGUUUCCGAUUCCUCGACUCGUCACCGCCUACACGAUGCGCCGAGGAGUCGCUUUGAGCCAAUUCUUGAAUGGCGCUUGGCGUCUAGCAGUUGCGCUGAUGGUGAUUGGGGCGGAAGCUGGCGCUGCUCUCAGCGUCCGAGCAUUUGAGGAGCUGGUCUCGGUGAAGAUUAAUCGAGGCCUGUUAUCACUGAAGAUACGCCCGAACUAUAAUGUGGUAACGGGCUAUCCGACCAAGACGAACGAUUGGCAGCGAUCGUACUUCUAUGUUAAGUCCGAUCGCUCGGCUUUCGAGGAGCCGCUGAAGACCGGUUACCGUGUUCUUUGGAACAAUGAAUUUGGUAUUGAAUGUUCUUUAAUCUUUUACUGUUUCAGAUUCCUGACCAUCUCUUUUUCUCUUGUUUUGACAGUUCCUCACUCGAAUACCGCGGAGUACGAGGAAGAUUUCUUGGAGAGUGCUCGGGUUAUCGCGUCCCAGAAACAGGAUUUUUGGGAGAACUUCUCGUACAAGAGGAUUCGUAGGUCGAUUGGUCGGAUCAAGCAGCAGGUUUGGCGUUCGGACACCGUUCCUCUCAUCACCAAAAAGUCGAAGAGAAUCAACUUGUUCACCAAAGCCGAGCAGAUUGAAAUUAACCGAGCCAGAGCUAUGAGGGAACUGCCGGAUCUAAGUUUGGUGGUUGGGAAGCAACUCGGGUUCGUGGAACCGGACCAAAGCUCUAACGCAAACUCCUCUGAUCCCGGGGAGCCGAGGGCGACUGAGUCGGACGGGGCUCAGCUCGUGAGAAAGUCGGGGAGCAAGAGGAAGGAGAGGGGAGGCGUUUCUUCCGAGGAGAAGCAAGCCGAGGAGACUUCCACCGGUGGGGGCGCCGGAUCGGAGAAGAAGCGGGCGCGCAAGGAUCCCGUUGAGGUUCGGCCUUCCUCUGUGGAGAGAGGUGAGCUCCAGGCCUUGGACCCUAGCAACAAUUCUCGAGACGACGUUCUCCCGGAUCCGUCUCUCGAUGGUGGUCUUCAGGGGACUUCUUCUAAGGUGAAGAAGUCGAAAAAGAAUAAUAAGAAGAGUGCCGGCGAACCCUCGGGGCACGAGAUAGCGCCCAAUACGGAGAAGGAAACCGUGGAGGCUCCGACUACUGCCGUUUCCCUCCCAAAGGCGGCGGUUCGUGAAGAUGCCCGGGGAUCGAAAAGGUCCUCUCCGAAGGCUCAGGAGGGUAAGGCUGUGCCGAAGAACCUGCAGGGGUUUUGCCCGGAUAAAGUGGACUUCAUUUUCAAGCGGGACACUCCUCUCGUUUGUAACGAGAGAGAUUGCGCUCGUUUCGUCCGCCAAGUCCGGGGAAGUAGGGAGCAUCUCCCACUCGUCAAGGACUUAGUUUUCCAAAACGAGUACACCGCUGCUGCCGGUUCCUCGGUUAAGAGCCAAGGUGACUGGAACGAGGUCGUCCGCAUAUACGACAAGGAGCUGAAGAGGACCUAUGGUGUGAUUGAUAGGCAACGGCGCAACACCAAGGAGGCGACUGUCGCCUUAGAGGUCAUGCUCAAGAAGAAGGACGAAGCGGUUAUUGCAGAAGCGGCCAUGAGGGAUGAGCUCUUCCAGAAAGAGGCGGCUAUGAACAAGGAGCUGAAGCGAGCCCGGGAGUUGGUUAAAGCGCUCGAGAAAGAGAAAACCAAGCUGGAAAACGAGAAGAAGACCCUCGAGGAGGAGAAGGCGGCUGCUGCCUUAGAGCAUUCCAAGGAGAUGGAUCGUCUCCGAGAAUCGCGCCGCUAUGAGGUUACUCACGAACGGAUCCGAGUAAUGGCGGCGAUGCAUGGGAAAGCCGCCGCUCGCUUCCAGAGGAUCCAGGAUCGGGAGUCCCGUCGUGAUAACUUUGAGGAUGCGAGAUGCAUGCUCGGCCAGGCUCGGGGGAUGAGACGUUGCCUCGAAGGGAUGAAAGCGGCAGGUAAAAACAUCUCUCAGGGAGAUAUUGAUAUCUACGCCGGGCAAGAGAGGCAUUAUGAUGCGGAGGUGAAGCGUUUGAUCGUAGAUGAUCUUCUCGAGAAGGACCUUUCUUUAUCUCCUCUCGUGCUUGAGUCGAGGUUCGUUAUCCAGGAGAUGAUGGAUAAAAUCGACAAAUUUGGGUCGAACAUGGACUUGCUCGACUCCGAGGCCGCCAAGGCGCUUCGCACUCCCCUCAGAGCACCAGGGGAUCGAUCCGAAGAGCCGUCAAAGAGCCUUCUCGACACCGUUCAGUCGCCAGCUCGCCCUGAUGCUGUCCUCCCGGGUCAAGAAGUUGCCCUUAAGGACCCUUCCGUGGCUGAGGAGACGAACAAGUCAGCUCCCGACGAACCGAUCUCCAACACGCCGGUCAAUAUCUCCGACUCGCCGUCAUUCGAGGAUGCGGAUUCUGGCGCGAGUGAAGGACAUCUCGAGGGGGCGGACUCUGGCGCGAGCGAAGAACAUCCCGAGGAGGAUCUUCCUGCCUUGGAUUAGUAUCUGAUGUUUGUUGUAUCUGACUUUUGGCGCUUGUGCCUUUUAAACUAUUUCUUUUUUUCGGCUAAGGCCUUUUGUUGUAUGAACUACUGCCUUGCUUUUUCUUCAGACCUUUUAUGAAUUUUUAUUAUAUAUUUCAGUAAGUCGUUUCCACUUAGAAAUAUGUAAAUCGUUUUUGUUUUUAACCGAGAAAGGAUUCGAGCGGCUACUCGCGUUUGCCAGCGAGUUCCCACUUUUUCAGAUAGAACAGGAAAUUAGAGGCGGUUGCUCGUUCGAAUCUUCUUUAUUCAACUAAACUUUUACAAGUGGUUGAUCAAGUGAUUACAAAGAGAAUCUCUAAUCGUUCUAUUGAAUUACCGAGAAAAAGGUUCCGA
Messenger RNA from Raphanus sativus (radish), 3299 nucleotides. RefSeq names its product meiosis-specific protein ASY2-like. The transcript is spliced from 3 exons. The record is from RefSeq and is a predicted model, not a curated record. Lineage: Eukaryota; Viridiplantae; Streptophyta; Magnoliopsida; Brassicales; Brassicaceae. The coding region runs from base 1 to 2925 and encodes 974 amino acids.